AUGCAGACCGUCGAAGAUCCCACCAACCACAUGGCAAACACUACAAAAGCUUCCACAAAGAGACGCACGGGAGCUAUGAUGAACUUUGAAAACCUCAAUUUAGAUAUUGUGGAAGACAAGUGGAUGAAUCUUGCUGCUGAUCUUAUUGGCAGAACAGCACUACGUUAUAAGAUUGUUGUACCCCAUCUUGGUUUUCUGGAGAUCCGUAAUGUGCUGAGUAAAUCAAAUUUAAUGCGUACGGAAGGAUGA
Eruca vesicaria subsp. sativa (arugula) is the source of this 249-nucleotide messenger RNA. The record is from the annotation of a GenBank genome assembly. Lineage: Eukaryota; Viridiplantae; Streptophyta; Magnoliopsida; Brassicales; Brassicaceae.